AUAGUAGCGUUGUUUCACUUAUUUUUACCAUUACAAUGAAGAUUCGCGGUAUUUCUUCAUCUUCUAUGCGAACCUACAAACCAAAAUCAUCAACCCCUUUUCCAUUCCCUUCUUCUUCUUAUUCACAUCAAAAUAACCCCUUUCGUAUUUUACACUCUAUUACUAAUAACACCCCCACCAUAACUACUACUACUACACAUCAUGCCGAUGAUGAUGCCAUAUGUCGGUUCAUUGAUCCUCCUCCAUCUCAGACUGAAGUUCACGAUGCUCUAUCUUCUCUCCAAAGGGUGUUGGCGCUUGCUUCGCGAGUUGAACUCCUUAGGGACACAUAUUGCAACAAAUCAGAAAAUGAACUAAGCAAUCUUGACCAAGUUUCUGAAGAUGAUCCAGAUACAGACUGGCUCGAACCAUCUUUAUUUCCAUAUAAUCCGAAAUUGCUACAAGCUAAUGGAUCUGAAUCUGAUAGAGUUUAUUACGCAAUUCACUUAUUGCAGACCGAUCCAUCUGUUCAGAAAUUAGUAAAAUCAUUAUCAACUGAUGAAACUGUUUGGGAAGCUGUUCUGAAUAAUGAUGUUGUUCAGGAACUCAGGGAGUCAAUAUCUGCAGAUCAAGGGCACGAUCUUCAGAGUUUAGAUGACAUUGCUAAUGAUGACCCUGAUAAUACAACAAAUGUUUUGAUUUGGCUUCUAAGUACGGCCCCUGCCAAAUUCAUGGAAGUAAUCAAGAAAAUUACCAAGAUUGUGAUCAAUUUUUUUCAACGUUUAUUUAACAAGACUGCGGCGCAUAGAGAAGAUUCUCAACCCUUUAUUGAGAAACUGAGAGCUGCUUUCAUGCUUUCGAUCAUGGUCUUGUUGAUUGUGGUGGUUCGUCGUGUCCGAAGUUAGGGCACAACACAAUUUGACGACAUUACCAAACAAUUCUUUUGGACGGUUGGAUUAUUUUACACAUGCAGAACGUUCUAAAUGUUGUCAUAUGAUUGAUAGUCAUAUGAUUGAUAAAAAAAAAGUGGUCAUAUGCUUUUGGUCCUUUUGGUAUGUAGUUAGUUUUGGUUCAGUACAACAAUUAGCAUGUAACCACCACUCACUCAGCUCACGUCCUCUUGGGCAUAUACUUCUAUGAGUAAAUUAUCAUAUAGUUUUUGUUCAACACAA
Messenger RNA from Trifolium pratense (red clover), 1151 nucleotides. RefSeq lists its product as uncharacterized. The transcript is spliced from 4 exons. NCBI's taxonomy places the organism in Eukaryota, Viridiplantae, Streptophyta, Magnoliopsida, Fabales, Fabaceae. The record is from RefSeq and is a predicted model, not a curated record. The coding region runs from base 36 to 884 and encodes 282 amino acids.